Messenger RNA from Dendrobium catenatum, 909 nucleotides. RefSeq names its product auxin-responsive protein IAA4-like. Gene Ontology annotation, cellular component: nucleus. NCBI's taxonomy places the organism in Eukaryota, Viridiplantae, Streptophyta, Magnoliopsida, Asparagales, Orchidaceae. Gene Ontology annotation, molecular function: protein binding. The coding region runs from base 40 to 492 and encodes 150 amino acids. The transcript has 4 exons. The record is from RefSeq and is a predicted model, not a curated record. Gene Ontology annotation, biological process: regulation of DNA-templated transcription.
UGGGCAUCUACAAGCUCAUACCUGUCUUUGUUUAUCGAAAUGGAAGAACUAGAAAAUUCUCCUUCUUCCUCCAUAGAUAGCAGCAGCCACCCCCCUAUUUCUUCUUCUUCAUCUUCCUCCUAUAAUACCAGGAGGGCCUUAAGCACAGAUCUACAGCUCGGACUGAGCCUCUCUACUUCUUCCUUUCAGGCAAAUUCUCCCACUGAAAGGACUGAAAGCUUAUUUGUGAAGGUCUAUAUGGAAGGAAUUCCAAUUGGAAGGAAGCUAAAUUUAUUAACUCAAGAUGGCUAUCAAAGUCUGAUAAGAACACUUCAACAGAUGUUCAGGACCACAAUUGUCUAUCCUGAUGUAUGUCAAAACCCUUCAACCACAGCAAAUGUUCUCACAUAUGAAGAUAAGGAAGGAGAUUGGAUGAUGGUUGGAGAUGUCCCAUGGGAGCUUUUCUUAACUACUGUCAAAAAGCUGAAGAUAACAAAAGCUGAUAAGUGCUAAAGUACCAAUAUUCAUCAAUCCCCAAUUUUGUUUGUAAGUUGGGUUAGCAUCAGAGAAUUUUAAAGAGAGGAAAGGUAGAGAUUGAAGAAGAAAUGUAGAUAAGAUGUGUUAAUUAGCCUUUAUUUGUCUGUUUUGCAUAAUAUAUUGGUAAUUAAUCUCAUUUGAAGGUGAAGGAAGAUGAGUGCAAUCAUUUAAGGGCUGAUAAAAAGUUUUUUUUUCCUUUUUUUGGAAGACAUUUAGGUCAAUUAAGACAAACUCACACACAGAUCUUCACAUACGAAAUCUCUUGAUUGUUAGCUAAAACUCCCAGCCAACAGACUAAGAUGAGCUGCGUACAAGAAGUUACAUAGAGAGGAAAAUAUUAUGAUGUAAUCAGAUUUUUGUUGUUUCCAAAAUUAUAUUUUCAUGAAUGUUUUA